Lentinula edodes (shiitake mushroom) is the source of this 691-nucleotide messenger RNA. RefSeq lists its product as uncharacterized. NCBI's taxonomy places the organism in Eukaryota, Fungi, Basidiomycota, Agaricomycetes, Agaricales, Omphalotaceae. The transcript has 3 exons. The record is from RefSeq and is a predicted model, not a curated record. Bases 175 to 669 code for a protein of 164 amino acids.
GUAUUCAUUCAUCAACAUCUUGUCAAGUUGAAAUUCGUUCCUUGUACUGUUUAUUACUACGCCUCGCUUGGUAUUUUUUCUUUUGUUCCAAAUUACGUAAAGGCUUUACAUUUUCCACGUGGCAUGGCUGUUUAAAUAUUCGGGGUAUUCUAAACUUCAGCUUGAACGUUCUCAAUGACCAUGUCGAGCGCUAAAACCAAGUUUGAUGAAUUAUUUCCUCCUGUUCUGGAGCUAAAUUCUCCGCCUCUUAUAUCCACUAUGCCUGUUGAAAAUCGCCCGACCCCAAGAUAUCUUUUGGGUUGGGUUAUGCCUGUGGUUGAUGCGGCAAACCACUUUGGAAGAGGUGGAGACCAGUAUGAGAGGGACCUCCUUGGUUAUUUUAACCGCGGUGUUCUAUCUCCAAACUGGACUAAGAUAACAGAAAAUUCACCUAUUCUUCAAAAACAUCCUCAGUAUAUAUGUCCACCAAGAGUAAUGCAUUGUCCCAAGGAUGGUGUUCCUCUAGACGAAGACUUCAUGGAUUAUGUCAUAAUUCGCAUUGCACGCAACAGCCCAAGUAAAGGAAUGGCUUUAUAUGAGGAACACAAGGAAGAAAUCAUUGAAGCAGCAAUGAAAACCAUGAACUUUCCUCUGGAGAAGCGAGCUGAACUGAAAUGGUACAGACUCUAAGUAGAACUUUUGACUGGUAUUA